AUGAGGACUCGAUCAGCCCCAGCAAAAGCAAAGUCUGAAGUGAAGUCUGAAGAACAGACUAAGACUAAAACACUUGUUGCAGCAGAGAAACCAAGCAAAACAUUCAUCCUCCCAUCAUCUACCAGCGACAAUGCGCGACUCCUCUCCUUACCAGAUCCCCAAUCGGGAGAGCUAACGCGCUAUUUCUUCUGCCCGGAUCGCGGUAUAUACGAAUUUACAGUUGUUGCACCGCCAGCGCAUCUGGGGCGGAGUAUCCUGUUCACUCCUCGCACACGCAAAACCCCAAGCUCGUCGGAAGAAGAGAAAAAGGAUACCGAGCCCUCCGCACAGGGCUCAAUCACGAAGAAAGCAGAGUUCCUGGUGGCGACCCCAAUCGAUGCGAUGUUUUUCAUGGUUCCAUUGUUAGCACCUUCUCCGAAUUCAGGCCGUUCUCUUUUCCAGCCGUUUGACGAUAUAAUCGAUUCCCAAGACGACAUGCCCAAGCAUCUGCGCCAGGUCCUUUAUGAUGAUGAAUUCCGGGGCUCCCUUUUAGAACGGGUGGAAGCAAUUUGUGAAGUGGUCGAGGCUGGGGAUGAGAAGAUGUUCCGGUUCAACGAGACCAAGCUUGUUCAGGAGUUGGUCACAAAGGCGGAACGCAUGGCGGAUCAUGGUCUUCCUGUGAGUCUGGAAGAACGUUUUGUUCGUGAGGCGCUAGCCACGCCAUUGAUGUCGGUCAAACGAGAAGAUGUUGUGACUAGCCAAGAGCCAUCAAACGAGAGCCAGGAAUCGGCCUCGAAAUCUGAGGAGAGGCAGGAUUCACCCUCAACUGUGGAUACAACUGCGACCCCGUCUAUUGCGACUCCUGUAGGAGAGUCGACACCUGUGCCACAGCCACCGAGCGAAGAGUCAACAGUUCCGGAUCGCAUUACUCGGCUCCUCCGAAUUUCCACUGCGCUGUCCUUCAUGAAGGAGUCUUAUCUGCCCACCACCAUGGCCUCGAGAGUAGAUGAGAUUCUCGCUUCUGCAGAGAGCCCGAUCGAUUUUAAGCCGCUGAAAGACCGUCUCAAGGAGAUUGCGGAGCUUCGUGCUCAAGCACUUGCAUCACGGGACAUGUCCAACUUCAGUCGGAAACGGGCCCUUAACGACGAGGAAGAGGAUACACGGGAGGAGAAGAAACGCCGCAAGGAUGAGGAAGAGAAAAAGUCCAAGGCUGCGGAAUCCCAAGCAGUUAAGAAGCUAAAGAAGGUCAACACUAGCGGGAUGCAGAAAAUGAGCGCUUUCUUCGCCAAGGCUGCACCAAAGAAGACUUGA
This is a messenger RNA of Penicillium griseofulvum, 1290 nucleotides long. RefSeq lists its product as uncharacterized. The coding region runs from base 1 to 1290 and encodes 429 amino acids. Lineage: Eukaryota; Fungi; Ascomycota; Eurotiomycetes; Eurotiales; Aspergillaceae. The transcript has a single exon. Gene Ontology annotation, cellular component: ribonuclease H2 complex; nucleoplasm. The record is from RefSeq and is a predicted model, not a curated record. Gene Ontology annotation, biological process: ribonucleotide metabolic process; RNA catabolic process.